Messenger RNA from Myotis davidii, 15780 nucleotides. RefSeq names its product dystonin-like. Gene Ontology annotation, molecular function: microtubule binding; calcium ion binding; structural molecule activity. NCBI's taxonomy places the organism in Eukaryota, Metazoa, Chordata, Mammalia, Chiroptera, Vespertilionidae. Gene Ontology annotation, cellular component: membrane; focal adhesion; intermediate filament. Gene Ontology annotation, biological process: cytoplasmic microtubule organization; hemidesmosome assembly; wound healing. The transcript is spliced from 82 exons. The record is from RefSeq and is a predicted model, not a curated record.
UGCAGACCUACUUUUUAGUCUACUUUUACUGGUCGAGAAGGAAUAUCAUUUCGGGAAUAAAAAUGCACAGUAGUAGUUACAGCUACCAUAGUAGUGAUUCUGUGUUUAGUAACACUACUAGCACUCGAACCAGCCUUGAUUCAAAUGAAAAUUUUCUCUCGGUUCAUUGCGGGCCAACAUUGAUCAACUCCUGCAUUAGCUUCGGCAAUGAAUCCGUGGAUGGACACAGGUUGGAAAUGUUACAGCAGAUUGCCCACCGAGUUCAAAGGGACAGUGUUAUCUGUGGAGACAAACUGAUACUUGCUCGAAAUGCUCUUCAGGCUGAUUCUAAAAGAUUAGAAUCGGGGGUGCAGUUUCAGAAUGAAGCAGAAAUUGCCGGCUAUAUACUUGAAUGUGAGAACCUCUUACGCCAGCAUGUAAUCGAUGUGCAGAUACUGGUUGAUGGAAAAUACUACCAUGCAGAUCAGUUGGUGCAGAGGGUCGCAAAACUGCGCGAUGACAUUAUGGCCUUAAGGAAUGAAUGUUCCUCAGUGUACAGCAAAGGACGCAUGCUGACGACAGAACAGACGAAGCUCAUGAUAUCAGGAAUCACUCAAAGUUUAAACUCAGGAUUUGCACAGACCUUAAACCCCAGUCUGAACUCAGGGCUGACCCAGAGUUUAACGCCUUCCCUGACCCCUUCUAGUGUGAAAUCUGGCCUGUCAUCAGGUCUGACUUCCCGCCUGACUCCAUCCCUCACUCCAGUUUAUACACCUGGUUUCCCAACAGGAUUAGUUCCAAAUUUCAAUUCAGGAGUAGAGACAAAUGCAUUGCAAACCCUGAAGUUGAUGCAGAUCCGAAAGCCCCUUCUAAAGUCUUCUUUGUUGGAUCAGAACUUAACAGAAGAGGAAAUCAACAUGAAAUUUGUUCAGGAUCUUUUGAAUUGGGUUGAUGAGAUGCAGGGGCAGCUGGACCGCACUGAAUGGGGAUCAGAUUUGCCAAGCGUUGAAAGCCAUUUAGAAAAUCAUAAAAAUGUUCACCGAGCUAUUGAAGAAUUUGAAUGUAGCCUUAAAGAAGCUAAGAUCAGUGAGAUCCAAAUGACGGCGCCUCUUAAGCUAACUUACGCAGAAAAGUUGCACAGGUUAGAGAGUCUGUAUGCAAAACUGUUGAACACAUCCAGGAAUCAGGAACGGCACCUUGAUACCCUCCAUAAUUUUAUAACUCGUGCCACGAAUGAACUUAUUUGGUUGAAUGAAAAAGAAGAAGAGGAAGUUGCUUAUGACUGGAGUGAAAGAAAUACCCACAUAUCCCGGAAAAAAGAUUACCAUGCUGAAUUAAUGAGAGAACUGGAACAAAAGGAAGAAAAUAUUAAGUCAGUUCAGGAGAUAGCAGAGCAGCUACUUCUGGAAAACCACCCAGCCCGAUUAACUAUUGAGGCCUACCGAGCGGCAAUGCAGACACAGUGGAGCUGGGUCUUGCAGCUCUGCCAGUGUGUGGAGCAGCACAUAAAGGAGAACACGGCCUAUUUCGAGUUUUUCAACGACGCCAAAGAAGCCGCUGAUUACUUGAGGAAUCUGAAAGAUGCCAUUCAGCGGAAGUACAGCUGUGAUAGAUCCAGCAGCAUUCACAAGCUGGAAGACCUUGUUCAGGAAUCAAUGGAGGAGAAAGAAGAGCUCUUGCAGUACAAAAGCACAGUGGCAAGCCUGGUGGGGAGAGCAAAAGCCAUAAUUCAGCUGAAGCCAAGGAAUCCCGACUGUCCACUCAAAACAUCUAUUCCAAUCAAAGCCAUCUGUGACUACAGACAGAUUGAGAUAACCAUUUACAAAGACGACGAAUGUGUUCUGGCGAACAACUCUCAUCGCGCUAAAUGGAAGGUCAUCAGCCCCACAGGCAAUGAGGCCAUGGUCCCCUCUGUGUGCUUCUCAGUCCCUCCACCAAACAAAGAAGCGGUUGACUUUGCAAACAGAAUUGAACAACAGUACCAGAAUGUCCUAACUCUUUGGCAUGAGACUCACAUAAACAUGAAGAGUGUAGUAUCCUGGCACUAUCUCAUCAACGAAAUUGAUAAAAUUCGAGCUAGCAAUGUGGCUUCAAUAAAGACAAUGUUACCUGGUGAACAUCAGCAAGUACUGAGUAAUCUACAGUCUCGUUUUGAAGAUUUUCUGGAAGAUAGCCAGGAAUCCCAGAUAUUUUCGGGCCCAGAUAUCACACAGCUGGAAAAGGAGGUUAAUGUGUGUAAGCAGUAUUACCAAGAACUUCUGAAAUCUGCAGAAAGAGAGGAGCAAGAGGAAUCAGUUUAUAAUCUCUACAUCUCUGAAGUGAGAAACAUUAGAUUGCGGUUAGAGAACUGUGAAGAUCGGUUGAUCAGACAGAUCCGAACUCCACUGGAAAGAGACGAUUUGCAUGAAAGUGUGUUCAAAAUCACAGAGCAGGAGAAACUAAAGAAAGAGCUGGAGCGUCUUAAAGAUGAUCUGGGAACAAUCACAAAUAAAUGUGAAGACUUUUUCAGUCAGGCAGCAGCCUCUCCAUCAGUCCCCACCUUACGCUCGGAGCUCAGUGUGGUCCUUCAGAACAUGAACCAAGUCUACUCUAUGUCUUCCAUCUACAUAGAGAAGUUGAAAACUGUUAAUUUGGUGUUAAAAUACACUCAAGCUGCAGAAGCCCUUGUAAAACUCUAUGAAAUGAAACUGUGUGAAGAAGAAGCAGUGACAGCAGACAAGAAUAAUAUUGAGAAUCUAAUAAGUACUUUAAAGCAAUGGCGGGCUGAAGUAGAUGAAAAGAGAGAGGUAUUCCACUCAUUGGAGGAUGAGUUGCAGAAGGCUAAAGCCAUCAGUGAUGAAAUGUUUAAGACAUACAAAGAACGGGACCUUGAUUUUGACUGGCACAAAGAAAAGGCUGAUCAGUUAGCCGAAAGGUGGCAAAAUGUUCAUGUUCAGAUUGACAACAGGUUACGGGACUUAGAAGGCAUUGGCAAAUCGCUGAAGUACUACAGAGAUACCUAUCACCCGUUAGAUGACUGGAUCCAACAAGUUGAAAUUACUCAGAAAAAGAUUCAGGAAAAUCAGCCUGAAAAUAGUAAAACCCUAGCCACACAGCUGAAUCAACAGAAGAUGCUGGUGUCAGAAAUAGAAAUGAAACAGAGCAAAAUGGAUGAAUGUCAAAAAUAUGCAGAACAGUACUCAAUUGCAGUGAAGGACUACGAAUUACAAACAAUGACCUACCGGGCCAUGGUAGAUUCACAACAAAAGUCUCCAGUGAAACGCCGGAGAAUGCAGAGCUCCGCAGAUCUCAUCAUCCAAGAGUUCAUGGACCUACGAACACGAUAUACUGCUCUGCUCACGCUCAUGACACAAUAUAUUAAAUUUGCUGGUGAUUCAUUGAAGAGGCUGGAAGAGGAAGAGAAGUCACUGGAAGAAGAAAAAAAAGAGCAUGUUGAAAAAGCCAAAGAAUUACAAAAAUGGGUGUCAAAUAUCAGCAAGAUGUUGAAAGAUGGAGAGAAGGCUGGGAAGUCUCCCUUCUCUAAGCAAAAGAUUUCCAGUGAAGAAAUAUUAACCAAGAAGGAACAAUUAUCAGAGGCACUUCAAACCAUGCAGAUAUUUUUGGCUAAACAUGGAGACAAAUUGACAGAUGAAGAAAGAAAUGAACUGGAAAAACAAAUGAAAACUCUCCAAGAAAGUUAUAAUUUAUUCUUUAGUGACUCUCUGAAACAACUACAAGAACCACAAACCACCGGAGAUGUAAAGGUAGAGGAGAAGAUCGUGGCAGAGCGCCAGCAGGAGUACAAAGAGAAACUCCAAGGAAUAUGUGAUCUCCUUACUCAGACUGAAAACCGCCUGAUUGGGCACCAGGAAGCCUUCGUGAUUGGCGAUGGCACAGUUGAGUUAAAGAAGUACCAGUCCAAGCAAGAGGAAUUACAGAAAGAUAUGCAAGGGAGUGCACAGGCAUUGAAAUAAAUAGUGAAAAACACAGAGAACUUCCUGAAAGAGAAUGGUGAAAAGCUGUCACGGGAAGAUCAGGCUUUGAUUGAAGAGAAACUUAAGGAAGCUAAGAUAAAGUGUGAACAACUCAAUUUAAAGGCGGAGCAGUCGAAAAAGGAGCUGGAGAAAGCUGUGACAACAGCAAUCAAGGAAGAGAGAUGCAGUGUCCUUGGGAAUAAUCUUAAAGACCUGGUGGAUAAGUAUCAACACUAUGAAGAUGCUUCAUCUGGACUUCUUUCUGAGCUCCAGGCCUUCGAGGUCACAGCCAGCAAACACUUGUCUGAACCCAUUGCUGUGGACCCUAAAAAUCUGCAAAGGCAGUUAGAAGAGACCAAGGCUCUGCAAGGACAGAUAUCAAGUCAGCAGGUGGCUGUAGAGAAACUGAAGAAAACAGCCGAAGUGCUUUUAGAUGCCAGGGGAUCUCUACUUCCAGCCAAGAAUGAUAUCCAGAAGACACUGGAUGACAUUGUGGGGAGAUACGACGAUCUGUCCAAGUGUGUGAAUGAACGAAAUGAAAAGCUCCAGAUAACCCUGACCCGCUCGCUGAGUGUGCAGGACGGCCUGGACGAGAUGCUGGACUGGAUGGCAGGUGUGGAGAGUUCUCUGCAGGAACCAGGCCAGGUGCCCUUGAACUCUGCUGCUCUUCAGGAUGUCAUCACCAAGCACAUUAUGUUGGAACAGGACAUCGCGAGUCGCCAGAGCAGCAUCAAUGCCAUGAACGAGAAAGUGAAGAAAUUUAUGGAAACUACAGACCCGUCCACCGCGUCCUCGCUGCAAGCCAAAAUGAAGGACCUGUCUGUUCGGUUUUCAGAAGCAAGUCAUAAACACAAAGAGAAACUGGCCAGCAUGGAGGAGCUGAAAACCAAAGUAGAACGGUUUGAGAGCCUCUCAGAAAAGCUUCAGACAUUUUUAGAGGCAAAAACUCGGGCUCUCACAGAGGCAGAUGUGCCAGGAAAAGACGUUACAGAACUGUCUCAGUCUAUGCAGGAAUCGACUUCUGAAUUCUUAGAACACAAAAAAGAUCUUGAAGUUUUGCAGAGUCUCUUAAAGGAGAUAUCCAACCAUGGCUUACCGAGUGAUAAGGCCCUGGUGUUUGAAAAAACAAACAACUUGUCAAAGAAAUUUAAAGAAAUGGAGGAUACCAUCAAAGAAAAAAAAGAAGCUGUGUCUUCUUGUCAAGAACAGAUGGACGCCUUCCAGGUCCUUGUUAAAUCAUUAAAGUCCUGGAUCAAAGAAACAACAGAAAGAGUUCCCAUCGUGCAGCCUUCCUUCGGUGCAGAGGAUUUAGAAAAAUCGUUGGAAGAAACUAAGAAAUUACAAGAGAAGUGGAGUUUGAAAACACCAGAGAUUCAGAAAGUAAACGACAGUGGGAUUUCACUAUGUAACCUAAUAAGUGCCGUGACUACUCCUGCAAAGGCAAUAGCAGCAGUUAAAUCAGGUGGAGUAAUAUUAAAUGGUGAAGGGACAGCCACAGAUACUCAGGAAAUUUUGGCAAAUAAAGGAUUAACAUCUAUUAAAAAAGACAUGACUGACAUAAGCCACAGUUAUGAAGAUCUUGGCCUCUUACUUAAGGACAAAAUAGCCGAACUGAGUACUAAACUCACCAAAUUGCAGAAGGCUCAGGAAGAAUCAAGUGCAAUGAUGCAGUGGUUGCAGAAGAUGAACAAAACUGCAGCAAAAUGGCACCAGGCGCCUACACCUACAGAUACCGAAGCUGUGAAGACCCAAGUUGAGCAGAAUAAGUCAUUUGAGGCAGAACUGAAACAAAAUGUAAACAAAGUGCAGGAGCUGAAAGACAAGCUGACAGAGCUGUUGGAGGAGAACCCAGACACUCCUGAGGCCCCCAAAUGGAAACAGAUGUUGACAGAAAUAGAUUCCAAGUGGCAAGAACUCAAUCAAUUGACAGUUGAUAGACAACAAAAACUAGAAGAAUCCUCUAAUAAUCUAACUCAGUUCCAGACCGGAGAGGCUCAGCUAAAACAGUGGCUUGUGGAAAAAGAACUGAUGGUCAGUGUUCUUGGGCCCUUGUCCAUUGACCCAAAUAUGCUAAACACACAAAGGCAGCAGGUGCAGAUUCUGCUGCAAGAAUUUGAUACCCGGAAACCUCAGUAUGAGCAGCUCACGGCAGCGGGCCAGGGCAUUCUGAGCCGCCCUGGUGAACACCCUGCUUUCCAUGGGGUUGUGAGAGAGCAGCUAGCAGCUGUGACCCAGAAAUGGGACAGCCUCACAGGACAGUUGAGUGACAGAUGUGACUGGAUCGACCAAGCCAUUGUCAAAAGCACACAGUACCAAAGCCUGCUGAGAGGCCUUUCUGAUAAACUGGGCGACUUGGACCACACGCUCAGCAGCAGUGUGGCUGUGAGCACACACCCUGAUGCUAUGAGCCAGCAGUUGGAGACAGCCCAGAAAAUGAAGCAGGAAAUAGAGCAGGAGGCGAAGCAGAUACAAGUGGCCCAGGCCCUCUGUGAGGAGUUGUCAGCCCUGGUUAAAGAGGAGUACCUGAAAGCAGAACUCAGUAGGCAGCUAGACGGCAUCGUAAAGUCAUUCAAGGAUAUUGAACAAAGAGCAGAGAAUCAUGUCCAGCACCUUCAGUUGGCCUGUGCCAGCUCUCAUCAGUUUCAGCAGAUGUCUAGAGAUUUUCAGGCUUGGCUGGAUACAAAGAAGGCAGAACUACACAAGUCUCACCCAAUAUCAGCUAAACUCGAUGUCUUGGAGUCCUUAAUGAAAGAUCAGCAAGACUUCAAUAAAACAUUGACUACUCAGUCUAGUAUUUAUGAAAAAACCAUUGCAGAAGGUGAAAACCUGUUGUUAGAAACACAAGGGUCUGAGAAGGCAGCCUUACAGUUACAACUUAACACAAUUAAAACCAAUUGGGAUGGAUUGAAUAAGCAGGUGAAAGAAAGAGAAGACAAGGUAAAAGAUUGCUUGGGGAAAGCCCUCAAGUAUAAAGAACACGUGGAGACUCUCCGGCCAUGGAUAGAUAAAUGUCAGCAUAGCCUGGAGGAGAUACAAUUUUACCUGGAUCCUGCUGACACAGAGAAUUCUAUGGCCAAGUUAAAGUCUCUGCAGAAGGACAUGGACCAGCACUUCGGGAUGGUGGAAUUGCUGAACAACGCAGCUAACAGCUUGCUCAGUGUCUGUGAGACCGAUAAAGAGGUGGUUACAGAAGAGAAUAAAUCACUGAACCAGAAGGUAGACAUGGUCACUGAACAACUUCACACUAAGAAAUUCUCUCUGGAGAACAUGGCCCAGAAGUUUAAAGAAUUUCAAGAAGUGUCCAAAGAAGCUAAAAGGCAGCUUCAGUAUGCAAAGGAACAGCUAGAGGCCCAUGAGUCUCUAGGACCCCAGGCUUACAGUAGCAAAUACCUGACCAUGUUGCAGACUCAGCAGAAAUCACUUCAGACCUUAAAGCAACAGGUAGAUUUGGCCAAAGGCCUUGCACAGGACCUGGUGGCGGAAGCCUCAGACUCAAAGGGAGCCUCUGAUGUUUUAUUACAAGCAGAAACCUUAGCUCAAGAGCAUAAUGUCCUAAGUCAGCAGGUUGAUGAGAAGUGUUCAUUCUUAGAAACCAAGCUUCAGGGUAUUGGACAUUUCCAGAAUACCAUCCGGGAAAUGUUUUCUCAGUUUGCAGAGUUUGAUGAUGAACUGGACAGCAUGGCCCCAGUGGGGAGAGAUGUAGAGACAUUACAAAAGCAGAAGGAGGCCAUUACGGCCUUCCGGAAGAAACUAGAAGCCCUCAUAGCUAGCAACGACAAUGCCAACAAAACCUGCAAGCUGAUGCUGGCCACGGAAGAAACCUCUCCUGAUCUUGUGGGGAUCAAAAGGGACUUGGAGGCUCUCAGCAAACAGUGCAACAAGUUGCUGGACCGAGCACAAGCCAGAGAGGAGCAGGUGGACGGGACAAUUGAGCGUCUCGGCGAUUUCUACAGCAAAUGGAAGGAAUUUUCCACUCUGCUUCAGAAGGCCGAAGAACUGGAGGAGUCUCAAGGCCCCGUUGCUAUGGAAACAGAGACCAUCAACCAGCAGCUUAAUGUGUUCAAGGUAUUCCAAAAAGAAGAGAUUGAACCCUUGCAGGUUAAACAGCAAGAUGUAAACUGGUUGGGCCAGGGCCUAAUUCAGAGUGCUGCUAACAGCACCAGCACCCAAGGUUUGGAGCAGGACCUGGACGAUGUCAAUGCCAGGUGGAAGACUCUCAAUAAAAAGGUGGCCCAGCGAGCAGCCCAGCUGCAGGAGGCCCUGCUGCACUGCGGGAGGUUCCAGGAUGCCUUGGAGUCCCUGCUCAGCUGGAUGGUGGACACUGAGGAGCUUGUGGCCAAUCAGAAGCCACCAUCGGCCGAGUUCAAAGUGGUGAAGGCCCAGAUACAAGAGCAAAAGCUUCUCCAAAGAUUGUUGGAUGACCGCAAAUCUACUGUAGAGGUAAUCAAACGAGAAGGAGAAAAAAUUGCUGCCACAGCAGAACCUGCAGAUAAAGUAAAGAUUUUGAAACAACUGAGUCUCUUGGAUAGUAGAUGGGAGGCAUUGCUUAAUAAAGCUGAAACAAGGAAUCGUCAGCUGGAAGGUAUCUCGGUGGUAGCACAACAAUUUCAUGAAACCUUAGAACCACUGAAUGAGUGGCUUACAACCAUAGAAAAGAGGCUGGCGAAUUGUGAGCCCAUAGGAACCCAAGCGUCUAAACUGGAGGAGCAAAUUACACAGCACAAAGCCUUAGAAGAUGACAUCAUCAAUCACAAUAAACAUUUACACCAGGCUAUUAGCAUUGGCCAAUCCUUAAAGGUUUUGAGCUCCAGGGAGGAUAAAGAUAUGGUGCAGAAUAAAUUAGACUCCUCUCAAGUGUGGUACAUUGAGAUUCAAGAGAAGAGUCACAGCAGGUCUGAGCUCCUCCAGCAGGCCUUGUGUAAUGCUAAGAUUUUUGGGGAAGAUGAAGUGGAGCUGAUGAAUUGGCUGAAUGAAGUACAUGACAAACUGAGCAAGCUCUCAGUCCAGGAUUACAGCACUGAGGGUCUGUGGGAGCAGCAGUCUGAACUUCGGGUUCUGCAAGAGGACAUACUACUCAGAAAACAAAAUGUAGAUCAGGCAUUACUAAAUGGUUUAGAACUACUUAAACAAACAACAGGUGAUGAAGUUUUAAUAAUUCAAGAUAAAUUGGAAGCUAUUAAAGCAAGAUACAAAGACAUUACUAAAUUGAGCACGGAUGUAGCCAAGACCCUGGAACAGGCCCUGCAGCUUGCAAGCCGGCUGCACUGCGCACACGAGGAGCUCUGCACCUGGCUGGACAGAGUGGAGGUGGAAUUGCUUUCAUAUGAGACUCAGGCUCUGAAGGGAGAAGCUGCAAGCCGAGCGCAGGCGCGACAAAAAGAGCUGAAAAAGGAAGCUAAGAGCUGCAAAGCCUUACUGGAUUCCCUUAAUGAAGUGAGCAGUGCCUUACUGGAACUGGUGCCCUGGAGGGCGAGAGAGGGGCUUGAAAAAAUGGUGGCGGAGGACAAUGAGCGCUACCGAUUAGUGAGCGACACCCUCACGCAGAAGGUGGAGGAGAUCGAUGCUGCCAUUCUGAGAUCACAGCAGUUUGACCAAGCGGCCGAUGCCGAGAUAUCCUGGAUUACUGAAACAGAAAAGAAAUUGAUGUCUCUGGGUGACAUCAGGCUUGAGCAAGACCAGACGGCCGCUCAGCUGCAGGUUCAAAAGGCAUUUACCAUGGAAAUUUUGAGACACAAGGAUAUUAUUGAUGAACUUGUUAAAUCUGGGCAUAAAGUCAUGACCACGUGCAGUGAAGAAGAAAAGCAGUCAAUGAAGAAAAAACUGGACAAGAUAUUGAAGAACUAUGACUCCAUCUGCCAGAUAAACUCAGAGAGAUAUCUACAGCUGGAACGGGCACAGUCCCUGGUUAACCAGUUCUGGGAAACAUAUGAAGAACUUUGGCCAUGGCUGACGGAAACACAAAGAAUCAUCUCUCAGCUCCCUGCCCCAGCCCUUGAGUAUGAAACACUCAGACAACAACAGGAAGAACAUCGGCAACUGCGAGAGUUGAUAGCCGAACACAAGCCUCAUAUAGAUAAGAUGAACAAAACUGGGCCACAGUUACUGGAACUGAGCCCAGAGGAGGGCUUUUCUAUCCAAGAGAAGUAUGUGGCAGCUGACAACCUUUACAGUCAAAUUAAAGAAGAUGUCAAAAAGCGAGCUGUGGCCCUGGAUGAAGCCAUUUCUCAAUCUACUCAGUUCCAUGACAAGAUAGACCAGAUUCUGGAGAGCCUGGACCGCAUCGUGGAGCGCUUGAGGCAGCCGCCCUCCAUCUCUGCUGAGGUGGAGAAGAUCAAGGAGCAGAUCAGUGAAAACAAGAACGUGUCGGUGGACAUGGAGAAGCUGCAGCCAUUGUAUGAGACUCUUAAACAGCGGGGAGAGGAAAUGAUUGCUCGAUCUGGGGGCACUGAUAAAGACAUAUCUGCCAGAGCUGUUCAGGAUAAGCUUGACCAAAUGGUUUUCAUUUGGGAGAACAUACACACGCUGGUGGAAGAAAGGGAAGCCAAACUACUGGAUGUAAUGGAAUUAGCAGAAAAGUUCUGGUGUGAUCACAUGUCCUUGGUCGUGACCACAAAAGAUACUCAGGAUUUCAUCCGGGAUCUGGAGGAUCCUGGAAUUGAUCCCUCCAUAGUAAAACAGCAGCAAGAAGCAGCAGAGGCCAUCAGGGAAGAAAUUGAUGGGCUCCAGGAAGAGCUGGAUAUAGUGAUUAACCUGGGCUCCGAACUCAUCACCGCGUGUGGGGAACCCGAUAAACCCAUUGUCAAGAAGAGUAUAGAUGAGUUAAACUCAGCAUGGGAUUCUCUCAACAAAGCUUGGAAAGACCGGGUGGCCAGACUGGAGGAGGCGAUGCAGGCUGCCGUUCAGUACCAGGAUGGACUGCAGGCAAUAUUCGACUGGGUGGAUAUUGCAGGUGGUAAAUUAGCUGCAAUGUCUCCGAUCGGAACUGAUCUUGAAACUGUCAAGCAGCAGAUUGAAGAGCUGAAGCAAUUUAAGUCAGAGGCCUAUCAACAACAGAUAGAGAUGGAGAGACUGAACCAUCAAGCAGAGCUUUUGCUGAAGAAAGUAACAGAAGAAAGUGACAAACACACUGUUCAAGACCCAUUAAUGGAACUGAAAUUGAUAUGGGAUAGUCUGGAUGAAAGAAUUAUCAACAGACAGCAUAAGCUGGAGGGUGCCCUGUUAGCCUUGGGGCAGUUCCAACAUGCUCUGGACGAGCUACUGGCGUGGCUGACACACACCGAGGGCUUGCUAAAUGAACAGAAACCUGUGGGAGGAGACCCUAAAGCCAUUGAAAUCGAACUUGCCAAGCAUCACGUGCUCCAAAAUGAUGUAUUAGCUCAUCAGUCCACAGUGGAAGCUGUUAAUAAAGCAGGAAAUGAUCUAAUUGAAUCAAGUGCAGGAGAAGAAGCAAGCAGCCUUCAGAACAAACUAGAGGUUUUGAAUCAACGCUGGCAAAAUGUUUUGGAAAAAACAGGACAACGGAAGCAGCAGCUGGAUGGUGCCUUGCGCCAGGCCAAAGGGUUCCAUGGCGAAAUUGAGGAUUUGCAGCAGUGGCUGACCGACACGGAGCGCCAUCUGUUAGCAUCCAAACCCCUGGGAGGUUUACCAGAAACGGCCAGGGAGCAGCUGAAUGCCCACAUGGAAAUCUGUGCCGCCUUUGAUGUGAAAGAAGAAACAUAUAAGAGUCUGAUGCAGAAAGGCCAACAGCUGCUUGCAAGAUGCCCCGAAUCUGCAGAGACAAAUAUUGACCAAGACAUAAAUAACUUGAAAGAAAAAUGGGAAUCGGUGGAAACCAAACUCAAUGAAAGGAAAACUAAACUGGAAGAAGCCCUCAACUUGGCAAUGGAGUUCCACAAUUCUCUCCAGGACUUCAUCAACUGGCUCACCCAGGCUGAACAGACCCUAAAUGUUGCUUCUCGGCCAAGUCUUAUCUUGGACACAGUCUUGUUUCAAAUCGAUGAACACAAGGUCUUCGCCAAUGAAGUAAAUUCUCACCGUGAGCAGAUAAUAGAGCUGGAUAAAACUGGAACCCACCUGAAAUAUUUUAGCCAGAAGCAAGAUGUUGUCCUCAUUAAGAAUCUGCUCAUCAGUGUCCAGGGUCGAUGGGAAAAAGUGGUUCAACGGUUAGUAGAAAGAGGAAGAUCUUUGGAUGAAGCAAGGAAGAGGGCCAAGCAGUUCCAUGAAGCUUGGACUAAACUUAUGGAGUGGCUAGAGGAGUCGGAAAAGUCUUUGGAUUCUGAACUGGAAAUUGCCAACGAUCCAGACAAACUAAAGACACAACUCUCGCAGCAUAAGGAGUUUCAGAAAUCCCUUGGAGCCAAGCAUUCUGUGUACGACACCACCAAUAGGACUGGACGUUCUCUGAAGGAGAAAACCUCCCUGGCUGAUGACAACCUGAAACUGGAUGACAUGCUGAGUGAGCUCCGAGACAAGUGGGACACGAUCUGUGGAAAGUCCGUGGAAAGACAAAACAAAUUGGAGGAAGCGCUGCUAUUUUCCGGACAAUUCACAGAUGCCCUGCAGGCCCUCAUUGAUUGGUUAUAUAGAGUGGAGCCCCAGCUGGCAGAAGACCAGCCUGUCCAUGGAGACAUUGAUUUAGUGAUGAAUCUGAUCGAUAAUCACAAGGCCUUCCAAAAGGAACUGGGGAAGAGAACCAGCAGCGUGCAGGCCCUGAAGCGCUCGGCCCGGGAGCUCAUAGAAGGCAGCCGGGACGACUCCUCCUGGGUCCGGGUCCAGAUGCAGGAACUGAGCACACGCUGGGAGACCGUGUGCGCACUUUCUGUGUCAAAGCAAACUCGGUUAGAAGCAGCUCUGCGCCAGGCAGAGGAAUUCCAUUCGGUGGUGCAUGCCCUGCUGGAGUGGCUGGCUGAGGCGGAGCAAACCCUUCGUUUCCAUGGCGUUCUCCCAGAGGACGAGGAUGCUCUUCGGACUCUCAUUGAUCAGCAUAAAGAAUUCAUGAAGAAACUGGAGGAAAAACGAGCUGCCCUCAAUAAAGCGACCAGUAUGGGGGACGCCGUCCUGGCCAUCUGCCACCCCGACUCCAUCACCACCAUCAAGCACUGGAUAACCAUCAUCCGGGCCCGGUUUGAGGAGGUGCUGGCCUGGGCAAAGCAGCAUCAGCAGAGACUAGCAAGCGCUCUGGCUGGGCUCAUUGCCAAACAGGAGCUGCUGGAAGCUUUGCUGACUUGGCUGCAGUGGGCUGAAACCACGCUUAGUGAUAAGGACAAAGAAGCCAUCCCCCAGGAGAUUGAAGAGGUGAAGGCCCUCAUUGCAGAACACCAGACCUUCAUGGAGGAAAUGACCAGAAAACAGCCUGAUGUGGAUAAAGUUACCAAAACCUACAAGAGGAGAACAGCUGACCCUUCCUCGUUGCAGUCCCACAUUCCCGUCCUGGAUAAGGGACGAGCAGGAAGAAAACGCUUCCCAGCCUCCAGCUUAUAUCCCUCUGGGCCACAGACACAAAUUGAAACCAAGAAUCCCAGGGUCAACUUACUGGUGAGCAAAUGGCAGCAAGUCUGGCUCCUCGCAUUGGAAAGGAGGAGGAAGCUUAAUGACGCCUUGGACAGACUAGAGGAGCUGCGGGAAUUUGCUAACUUUGACUUUGAUAUCUGGCGCAAAAAGUACAUGCGAUGGAUGAACCACAAGAAAUCUCGGGUGAUGGACUUCUUCAGGAGAAUUGAUAAAGACCAGGAUGGGAAAAUAACCCGACAAGAAUUUAUUGAUGGCAUUCUUUCCUCAAAGUUCCCUACCAGCCGCCUGGAGAUGAGCGCAGUCGCAGACAUCUUCGACAGAGACGGUGAUGGCUACAUUGACUACUAUGAAUUUGUAGCCGCCCUUCACCCAAAUAAGGAUGCAUACAAACCUGUCACCGAUGCUGACAAAAUCGAAGAUGAGGUGACGAGGCAGGUAGCUAAGUGUAAAUGUGCAAAACGGUUUCAAGUUGAACAGAUUGGAGACAACAAAUACAGGUUCUUCCUGGGAAAUCAGUUUGGAGACUCCCAGCAACUGCGACUGGUCCGAAUCCUGCGAAGUACCGUGAUGGUUCGCGUUGGAGGCGGGUGGAUGGCACUGGAUGAGUUCUUGGUGAAAAACGAUCCUUGCAGGGCUAAAGGAAGGACGAACAUGGAACUUCGGGAGAAGUUCAUUUUAGCAGACGGUGCCAGUCAGGGUAUGGCUGCUUUCCGACCCCGUGGCCGAAGAUCACGGCCUUCAUCGCGUGGAGCUUCACCCAACCGAUCAACAUCUGUGUCCAGUCCGGCUGUCCAGGCGGCCUCCCCGCAGGUCCAUGCCACCAGCACACCCAAGAUCCUCCAUCCUUUAACACGCAAUUAUGGUAAACCAUGGUUGACAAACAGCAAAAUGUCAACUCCUUGUAAGCCAGCAGAGUGCUCAGACUUUUCCGUGCCAUCUGCAGAGGGAACACCAAUACAAGGAAGCAAGCUUCGACUUCCAGGAUAUUUAUCAGGGAAAGGCUUCCACUCUGGGGACGACAGUGGCUUGAUAACAACUGCAGCCGCCAGAGUCCGAACACAGUUUGCUGAUCCCAAGAAGACGCCCAGCCGACCGGGAAGCAGAGCGGGAAGCAAGGCUGGUAGCAGGGCCAGCAGCCGCCGAGGCAGUGAUGCGUCAGACUUUGACAUUUCAGAAAUCCAGUCCGUGUGCUCAGACGUGGAGACUGCCCCCCAAACAUACAGACCUUCGCCCCGAGCAAGCUCUCGGCCGUCCACAGCCAAGCCUUCUAAAAUCCCUACACCCCAGAGGAAGGCACCGGCCAGCAAAUUGGACAAAUCCUCAAAAAGAUAGUGCCGUUGGUUCCACCAAGGCCCUUCCUUAAGCAUUUAUUAUUUAAGUUUGAAAGAUGUAAAAUAUGAUGUAGAAAUUAUUGUGAAAUAUUGCAAGAGGUGAGUUUAAAAUUCUGCAGAUGGCCUUAUUUGUGUAUUUGUCUUUUUAUUUGUAUAAUUUUUUGUCAGAUACUCUGGGGUUAAAGUCACAUUCUAUGUGAGGGGAAGGUAGAGUGUAACAUGCACUAACAUUUCUGCACUGUAACGUCGGGAGCACACACUAAAAUCAGUUCCCGUACCUGCAGGUAAGUCCACAUCCUCUAAAGCCACAGCCCUGUAUGGGUAGCUGACGUUAAGGAUACCUCAUGACUUUUUCUCGCUUUUGUGGAAACUCCAAAAUGGGGAAAGACACACACAAGGGAAUAUGUCAAGAUGAUUUUAAUGUAAACUAAAAGCUGGAGGGCAGAAAGACAGACACAUCCACACCCAGUUCUGUGAGUUGUAUCUGCCAGAGAACUCCCAGGAAGUUACUCGGAAGCACCCACGAGAGCUAUGAUGGUCAGGACCCUUGCACCAUUUCUGUGCCAUUUCUUCACGUGAGGCCAGAGGUGUCCUGGACGGUAGACCUAUUAUACUGUAAGAAUAUCAUUAUAAAGUGCAUCCAUAUAACUGUGAGGUUUUCUUUUGCUUGAGUGGACAGUAGCACUUGUAUCAUUGAACUCAUUUUGUAUUAAAGCAAUUUUUGCUUGCAGAAAGCUAUGAAAUAAAACAUGUCCCUUAACCACAUUGCUAUGGAAUUAAUUUUUUUUUCCCCCCAGGGAAAAAUCCGUGUAUUUUUUUAUGAGCAAUAUCAAUUUGGAGUGACCAAAAGAUACUUAAAAAUGGGUUUAUUUUGAUUUCUCAUCUGAAAUAAUCAUGUUCUGGUAUUAUAUCUAUAUUUAAUAAAUAUAUACAUUUUAACUUAUUAUGUAUACUCACUAUAGAAAGAUAUUAGUAUGCAUUUAAUAAAACAUAUUCACUUGAACAUA